AUGUGCCAGGACCAGGAAGUGACCAUGUGCCAGGACCAGGAAGUGAACAUGUGCCAGGACCAGGAAGUGACCAUGUGCCAGGACCAGGAAGUGACCACACGGCAGGACCAGGAAUCCAGCUGUUGCAAGCCCUGUUGCUGCCAGUCCAGCUGUUGCAAGCCCUGCUGCUGUCAGUCCAGCUGUUGCAAGCCCUGCUGCUGCCAGUCCGGCUGUUGCAAACCCUGCUGCUGUCAGUCCAGCUGUUGCAAGCCCUGCUGCUGCCAGUCCGGCUGUUGCAAACCCUGCUGCUGCCAGUCCAGCUGUUGCAAGCCCUGCUGCUGUGAGUCCAGCUGUUGCAAACCCUGCUGCUGCCAGUCCAGCUGCUGCAAACCCUGCUGCUGCCAGUCCAGCUGUUGCAAGCCCUGCUGCUGCCAGUCCGGCUGUUGCAAGCCCUGCUGCUGCCAGUCCAGCUGUUGCAAACCCUGCUGCUGCCAGUCCGGCUGUUGCAAACCCUGCUGCUGCGAGUCCAGCUGUUGCAAGCCCUGCUGCUGCCAGUCUAGCUGUUGCAAGCCCUGCUGCUGCCAGUCUGGCUGUUGCAAACCCUGCUGCUCUCAGUCCACCUGUUGCAAGCCCUGCUGCUGCCAGUCCGGCUGUUGCAAACCCUGCUGCUGCCAGUCCGGCUGUUGCAAACCCUGCUGCUGUCAGUCCAGCUGUUGCAAGCCCUGCUGCUGUGACUGUUGCAAACCCUGCUGCUGCCAGUCCAGCUGCUGCAAACCCUGCUGUUGCAAACCCUGCUGCUGCGAGUCCAGCUGUUGCAAGCCCUGCUGCUGUCAGUCUAGCUGUUGCAAGCCCUGCUGCUGCCAGUGCAGCUGUUGCAAACCCUGCUGCUGCCAGUCCAGCUGUUGCAAACCCUGCUGCUGCCAGUCCGGCUGUUGCAAGCCCUGCUGCUGUCAGUCCAGCUGCUGUGCCCCUGUGUGCUGCCAGUGCAAGAUUUGA
Dipodomys ordii (Ord's kangaroo rat) is the source of this 975-nucleotide messenger RNA. Its product is annotated as keratin-associated protein 5-5. Gene Ontology annotation, cellular component: keratin filament. The transcript has 3 exons. NCBI's taxonomy places the organism in Eukaryota, Metazoa, Chordata, Mammalia, Rodentia, Heteromyidae. The record is from RefSeq and is a predicted model, not a curated record. The coding region runs from base 1 to 975 and encodes 324 amino acids.